Molecule: messenger RNA, 660 nt
Organism: Talaromyces amestolkiae
Lineage: Eukaryota; Fungi; Ascomycota; Eurotiomycetes; Eurotiales; Trichocomaceae
Exons: 1
Coding region: 1-660 (219 amino acids)
Source: RefSeq, a predicted model, not a curated record
AUGGGUGUUAUCAUUGGUGGAGUUCUCGGGUUCGUUAUUGCCACAAUCUUCCAGUGCGUCCCUGUGGCGGGCUCCUGGGAAAAGACGCUACCAGCGAAAUGCAUCAACAACGCCUGGUUCCGCUGGUGGUGGGCAGGCUACAACACCGCAACCGAUAUCUGGAUCUGCCUUCUACCGAUGCCCCUUCUUGCGCGACUACAGCUGGAUACUGUGCGCAAGGUUGGUGUCAUGCUCAUGUUCGCUCUCGGUCUUUUCGUCUGCGUCACUAGUAUCGUCCGUAUCACUGCCCUCGUACAAAGUGUCUCCACUACCGAUACAACAUGGGGUUCAUGGGAUGCUUUACUGUGGAGUGGUAUUGAGGCUAGCACUGGCAUUAUCUGCGCCUGCCUGCCCUUCUUGAAGCAUCCUCUCAAGCAGAUGUUUCCCAGGCUCUUCUCCUCCUUCGACAGCAGAGUCAGCCGCAGUCGACCAACAUACAAACUCAGUGCUCUCUCACAAAGAGCUCACCGGACCCAUCCCAACGGAGAAUGGCAGAACCUUGAUACGUCCAAGGUCGCUACAGGUACAGGUAGUAUUGGUACGGGCGGUAGUGAGGAAGCUAUCGUACCCGGUCACAUUAUGAUGAAGACGGAUAUCUCGCUGAAGACGGAACGUGUAUAA